GUUUGUGGGAUAGACAGAGGCACACACUUAGGGGGAGUGCGGUGGGUGUGCGUGUGUGUGAUGUAUUCAGAUCGUUAAUGUGUGUAGGUGUGUGUGUGCAUCAGUGGGCAGUGGGGGGGUUGGGCAGUGACAGCACCUCCCUGUACCCUAGUGCGUCGGAUUGCGACCGUCUCUCCCCUGUCUGCGUCAGAGCUAGGCAAACACAGCGGCGGACGAGCCGGCCGGCUCCGCCUAUUUAAGGGCCGGCUUCCCCUCAGUCUUCCAGGAGUUCGCCUGGCUCUCUGCACAGCACCUCAGACUCACAGCCUGAAGAAACGAUGAACAGUGGAUUUUGCAUGUGCGUGUUGCUGGCUGCCCUGUCCAGCAGCUGCUUGGGACGGCCACACUACACUCCCUCCCUGGACGAGAACAGGCCCGCCACGGCCCAGCGGGACACCGGGCUGCCAGAUCACCCCCGCCAGGCGCGCUCUGUGUCCCUCACCGGCCAGAAGCAGCUCGUCCAACAGGAGCUGGCCGUGGAACCUGGGACCAGCCUGAACGAGCUCCUGAGCAGAUUGAUCUCCAGGAAAGGUACCAUCCGACGGAACUCGACGAUGAACAGUCGCGCCACGGGCAACCACAGGAUAAAAGAUUAUCAGGGCUGGAUGGACUUUGGUCGGCGCAGUGCCGAAGAAUACGAGUACACCUCCUGAAGCAGGGAACGGGGGAAGACAUUUAAAUCACCGGCUUAAAAUCUGUGUCGAAAACACCUAUAUUUAUUAUGUAUUUGUUGUACACUGUUUGUAAAACUAUAUGAUGCAAUAUAUACAUAAGCCAAAUUUUGCAGAACUUGGACUGGAAAAAAAACUUUUUUUCUUGAUAUGUAAUUUUUGACUAUAAUAUAUAUGAUCUAAUCCAAUGCAUAUAGAAACACUUUCACAGAAAAUACUACAUUCACUUCGCAACAAAAGCAUAAACGUUUUUAUGUGAUGCUUUAGCCUAACACAAGCAUCAAGAUGAUAGAACAGGCUAUAACAGUAUACAACACAUCUAUGCAGUACAUGCAAAUUACCAAAUGACUGGGGAAAACAAUGGACAUUUAACUGCGUCAGGUAUUUUUUAAUUUGCGUAUAUAAUUAAUUUUACAUUUACGAUGUCUAGGCCCAAGGCCCUGAACCACCCACCACAGCGUAGCACUUCCUAUUAAUACCUUAAAUCCGAUUUUCUGAAAUGGUAGGCAAUUUGAAAUGCAACGUUUCAAGGGAGCUCAACAAAUAUCACGAAACACAGUUCUCAAUAAAAUAAGCUUCUCAUUAAAACAUGUUGAUAUGGAACUAAAAAUAAAUUAAUGUAACAUGUCUGUGAAACAAUUAUCGAACUAAAUAUACCGUUAUAAUCGACAAAACAUAUCGCUAAUAAUACUCUAAUAAAACAUAUCGGUCAUACAAUCAAGCUAAAUGUAAAAGAUUUCAAAAAAAUAAUUAACAAAGCAUACAUUUAAAAAAAUACUGGUAAACAUGUUAUUGACGUAAUCACUUUCUGGAAAGGUAUGAAUGAUCUUAAAACUUAUGGGGUAACUUGAAACUCAGGAUUGCAUAAUCACGAUUGCGUCUUCAGCCAAACACCUGAUCCACACGUGACAGAAGGAAGGACUUCAUAUGAGUAGGAGACUUAGCCUUACGUUUCACAACUCCCCCACCUGCCAAAUCUCGGCCUAUCCAUCCCGAAACAGUCAAUUCACAAGUGUAUCUGAAACACAAUUUGCCAUUGGCAAAUAUAACGACGGUUUAAUAUGAUAUAAAGAUAUUUAAAGAAAAAGUUGGAAAAUAGUGGAGAGGAAAUAAAACUCCUCAUGACAGACUACAGGAAGAAAAACUCUCUUUUGGCGAGUAGAAACCAUUUGAAAAUCAGAAAUGUGUGAAAAUGUUGACAUAGGCCUAUCAAAUAAUAACAGAGUAAUAAUAAUAUGGGAGACAUUUGAUCAAGUUCAGCCAGGGAUGGUCAACAUCUCAGAUGUUUUCUGAAGAUAAACCUUCAGCUUGGCAAAUGAACAUUAAACAGGCCAGAUGAGUGCAAGUGUGGGAAAAGACCAGAAAGAUAAAAAUCAUUCUUAGUUAUAGCAAAAUUCAUGAUGUAGUCUUGAGAUAAAUCACUGCUCCUUAGCUUCAGCGACAGCGAAUGAUAUAAAGGACCCCCCCCCCCCCCCCCCCAAAUGGGGCUUCUAGGGCGGCAGGAUGCACAUAACCACAGCAGUAUGAAAACCGAGGCAGGGAUGCGAUGGAGAACUUCCGAAAAAUCAGAGCAGUGAUUUUAAAAUGGUCCUUUGGGUCCUCGACAUAAUACCUCACUGUGCAGCACAGCCAAUCAGUGUUCCAAGCCCAAUUUGCGUAGCCCUCUCAUAAAAAAAAGGAGUAAUGUUUUGUUUUUGUUCUUUGCAAAUUUGUAUAACUGUUUGAUUACAUGUCCAGCAGGUGCAAGAUUUAGGUAGGUUUCAUAUGCGUGUAACCACCAGGAUGGACCUACACGAUCUCGCAAUAUUCUCUGUUAAGCAAUAUUCACGAUGUCAUGCCUAAUUUGGCCUAACUGGCAGAAAUAAAGAAUAUUCCUGUGUCCAGUCUGAGCUUUGCUGGCAAUAAAGAAAUAUUAGAGUGAUGUAAUUCAAUGUAUUCACAUAAUGGAACGUGCAAAUUGAUUUUUGCGUGAUGUGCGCAUCAUUUCGUAAUGAUAUUACUGUAAUAUCCUUCAGUCUUGUGGCAAAUGAAAGUGGCACGGACCUGCAUUCUUAAUGAAUCCACACAAAGGAGAAUUCACAGGGAACUCAGCUCUAAAUGAGGACAGACUUGGUAAAUAACAUGCAACAUAGAGUGAAAAUAAGUAAUGGUUGGGUCCUGAUCUUCACUUGGCAAUAAUAAAAAAAAUCAACACUUCUUACACCAGAACUGACACAUUUCAACUGGUUUAAAAAAAUGCCCCCCAACUGUUCCCAUGCACGAUAAGCAGUUAGAAGAUAAAUGUAUGGGAAAAGUGUCACUCUACACGCCAAGAUGCUUAAAGAUUGAAGCUCACCACAAAACUGAAGUACACUUACAAGCAUGUGCGACAAAGUUCAAAACUAAAUAUAACUAAACUUUAAACAAAGAAUAACUUAAACAUGUAUCAAAAUACAUCCUCACCUUGGUCAGAGACAUAUAUUUUUUAACUAAAAAGCUAAAUGUUAUUUCUGCUGACAUUUCUGCUGACAUACUCUAGCAGUCUAGCUAUGCACAGGUCAUAGCUAGAAAUUCGCUCCCCCCCCCGACAAAAUGUUACCUUGGGCCCCCCGCCUAAUUUAAUGUAAGGUUUUCUGUAUUUAGGGGCCCUUGGCAAAUUCCGGGCCCCCUGAAUCUGUCAGAGUACCUGUGCCCCUUGGGAUAUGGUGUCUGUAUGUAAGGUCACUGAUUUAAGGCAGAGAAAUGUACAUCGCUUUGAAGAAAUAUGUCUGCAAAUAAAAUGCAAAUAAGUGGUUCUUCAAAUGAUUGCUUAUUAAAAGGGCUUGGGUCCAUUUAGGUGGUGCUGUGUGGCUUCAUGGAUUAGGAUGCCUGUCAUCAGAAGGUCGUCGGCUCAAAUUCCCACGGUUGGCAGUGCUGGGUGUUUUGAGUAAGGCCCUCGAGCCCCAGUUACUCCAGGUAUUGUCUUCCCUGCUCUCUGAAAAAUGUAUGUCUGCAACAAUUAGUAACUACAGUUUAGGAUUUAUUUAAUAGAUUAAUUAAAUUGCAUCAUCAUAAGCAUGGGAGGAUUGCGACAGGAGGUGGAUUGAGACGAUUGUGCAAUAAACUGCAACCCUCCUAUAGAGAGUUGAGGCACAGAUCUUUAAGGUUCUCUUCAGGACAGAGACGCAGAGAAACUGAAGUUGAGAUGCUCCAGGCUUGAUGAGAUUACAUCGUCAGCCCCAGCCUGAUUUAAUGCACAGAGAUUAAAUAAACCCCACUGCUCCCUGUGUCAGUUCCCAGGUACAGCGUCUGACAUUGAAUGUUAUGGAAGAUCAGAACAGAUGGAUAUAUUGAGUUACAUUCUUAGUAGAGACUGGUGCAAUACCUGUUAAGUAUUAAGGAUGAAGUUACGAUCACCAGUGGAGUUUUUUGAGGAUGGUGUGAUGCUUACUUUAAGA
Molecule: messenger RNA, 4126 nt
Organism: Paramormyrops kingsleyae
Lineage: Eukaryota; Metazoa; Chordata; Actinopteri; Osteoglossiformes; Mormyridae
Product: cholecystokinin-like
Biological process (GO): digestion
Cellular component (GO): axon; extracellular region
Molecular function (GO): neuropeptide hormone activity
Source: RefSeq, a predicted model, not a curated record